AUGUUAGUCUCCAAACCCCGAGUUCAGAUUGAGGAUGAUGAAAUCGAGGUGGCCGACGAGUUCGUGUUGGUGUAUUUGAGCUCACUGGUGAACGCCGAAAAUGAUGUCAUCACAUCAGCCGAAAACGGUGAACUUCCCACCAAUUGGCUGAACAAUAGCGCCAUUCAAUCGCUAAUCGGUGCCAUUUUCGAUCAGAUCGAUCACAUCGAUAUUGUAAUUGGUGAGCACGACUCGACAAGUCCUAUUUUCUGGGAUCAAAUCGACUACCUCAUUCGUCGCGAGGAAGCAGUUUUUCGAUGGAAGUCAAUUCGAAUCUAUGGCGGAGAGAUAUUGGCGAUACCCGACGGGGAACCCAGAUGCACCGGAGAUCAAUCGAUACUGUCCACUAAGGUAACCGAUGCGUUCGAUUCGCUCGAUAUGAUCAAUCGAGACUACUCUAAGGAGUUCAGUUUGUUCCGAUGGGAUCUAUCGUUCGACACGUUUGCGAAAAUUUGGGAUCAAAACCAUCACAACGGUUACCUGGUGUUUACGAACAUGAGCACGUUUGAAACGAUGCUGAAGUGCUUGCUCGAUCCACUGGCGACGUAUCUAAUCGUUUUGGAUGCGGGAGAAGAGUUUAGACUGGACGACAUGUCCAACAUGAUGUAUUCGCUGUGGCUUCACGACAAUCUGUAUAGAUUGUUCUUCCUGGUUAGUGAACGAAUCUACACCUUCGAUCCAUUUGAAGUUGAUGGGUCCAGGUAUGGGUUAUUGAUAGAACUGCUGGAUCAAAGGAGCAUUCCGAAAAUCCCGGAGAGUGACUUCAAUGGUUAUCCACUAAGAAUUGACAUAUUUCGAUCAACGUAUUCGGAACCGGUACUGGACGCAACUGGUGUCGUAACCUAUUUCGAUGGGGCCGACGUCGAAGUUAGUCGAGUGUUCACCAAAAUACUUAAUUUUACAGCGAACUACCUGCCUCCGGACAAGGACAACUUCGGUACCCAGCUUCCUAACGGUAGCUUCAACGGAGUCAUAGGACGCCUGUCCCGUCAUGAAAGCGAUAUCGCCUUUGUAGGAUUUUUCAUCAAGGACUACUUCAGUCGAGACGUCGAGUUCACCACCGGAAUUUACACUGACGAACUGUGCUGCCUGGUGAGGAAGGCUAGCCGAGUUCCGGAGUAUCUGGUUCCGAUCACCAUCUUCCCGGCGGAUCUGUGGGGCCUGCUGUUUCUGAUGGGGAUCGUCUGUUCGAUAGCUUGGAUCGUCCUUCGUGCGGGUAUCCAAGCAAAAGGUACCACCGGGAUUCGUUGGGCUCAGCGGCGACGCUUUGCCUUUCUGUUUAACCUUUCCAAUGAAAUUCGUGAUGCUCCUUUGUAUCGCAAAAUGGUUCAAAUAUUUGUUGAUACCUACAUAAUUCUGGUGAGCGGCCCCUAUCAGCGGUUUACCCGUUCCGGCAUCGAACGACUGAUGCUGUUUGGUAUCAUGAUGGUUAGUUUGAUCUUCGUGUCGAUGUUCCAGUCGGGCUUGUCUUCCGUUUUCCUGAAUCCAGUGUAUUACAAGGACAUCGAUAGCCUGCAACGGCUGGACGAAUCCGGCGUGAAAAUCCCCGUAAAAUACAAGGGAUACAUGGACGAUGUGUUCCCGGCUAACUACAGUCCGAUGAUGGACUCGCUGCGAAACAAAAUGGCAUUGCAGCUGGUCAAGGAAUCAAUGUUGUCUCGAGUGGCCCGGUUGGGAACUAUCUCUACGGUGACGCGUAAAACCACCCUUUCUCUGGAUAACGCAGUCUACAUAACAACGAAGCAGCUGUUCAUGAUUCCCGAGUGUCCCCGGUCUUACAAUCUGGGGUACGUAGUGCCGCGACAUUCGGUGCUUCUGGAGCGAAUGAACGUGAUGCUGUUGUGGAUGUUGAACGGUGGACUGAUCAACCAUUGGAUCGAUGUGAUGAACUUUAACGUGUCGAUUAAGGAUUGGGAACAGAUAAGGAAUUCUGAGGCGGCUAACUUCAAAAUCCUGACGAUGAUCGAUAUGCAGCUUCCGUUCUAUUUGCUGGUCAUUGGGCUUAUCCUGAGUACCGUAGUGUUUGUCUGCGAACAGCUUUAUUACAGGUUUCUAAAAUAG
This is a messenger RNA of Ochlerotatus camptorhynchus, 2100 nucleotides long. RefSeq lists its product as uncharacterized. The transcript is spliced from 3 exons. NCBI's taxonomy places the organism in Eukaryota, Metazoa, Arthropoda, Insecta, Diptera, Culicidae. The coding region runs from base 1 to 2100 and encodes 699 amino acids. The record is from RefSeq and is a predicted model, not a curated record.